Molecule: messenger RNA, 2554 nt
Organism: Carcharodon carcharias (great white shark)
Lineage: Eukaryota; Metazoa; Chordata; Chondrichthyes; Lamniformes; Lamnidae
Product: GPI mannosyltransferase 4-like
Exons: 4
Coding region: 212-1966 (584 amino acids)
Biological process (GO): GPI anchor biosynthetic process
Cellular component (GO): endoplasmic reticulum membrane
Molecular function (GO): alpha-1,2-mannosyltransferase activity
Source: RefSeq, a predicted model, not a curated record
CUUAUCUAAGGUAACAGCCGGGGAAAGGCGAUAGGCGUUCGCUCACCCCCUCCCCGCGGACCCUGACUGGAUCUCCUCCCUUAGUGUUGGUGUUGUAACAUGGGCAGUGAGCGAGAUGUCCGUCCUGGAACCUUCUCUGAAAACACUGCAAGUAUACAAGUCCACCAGAAUCUGAAAAACAGACUAAUGCUUCAAGUUGUGUGAAGUUUUGAUGCUCAUGAUGGCACUCAAGUUAAUGUGGUUGAUACUUGGAGGAAUAAGGGUGCUAUGGUGCCUAGCGCCACAAACAGGCUACAUACAUCCUGAUGAAUUUUUUCAGUCUCCAGAGGUUAUGGCAGGUGACAUUUUGAAUCUCAAAACUUUCCGUACUUGGGAAUUCAAUACUAGCUACCCUAGCAGAUCAGUUCUGUUCCCAUUGGUUACAACUGGAUUUUCAUUCACAAUACUUAAAGUUUUACAAAAUUCUGGCAUUUUUGGCAAUAUUCUAAACAGCUACAGUUUGUUGGUUUUCCCCAGACUAUGCCUGACAUGCCUGAGCUUUAUACUGGAUUAUUCAGUGUACCAUUUAGCUUGUCUCUGGGGAGCAGAUCCAUGGAAUGCAUUAACACUGUUGAGUGGGUCACAUGUGAUGUUGGUUUUUUACACCAGGACAUUUUCAAAUGGUAUAGAAGCAGAUCUUUUUGCAUUACUGCUGCUGUUAGUGGCAAUGGACAUAAGGCAAGCAAGUGUGGUGCCGCAUCCUGGGAAAAAGGAAAGAAAGAACAAUAAACAUCUUAUUGGGAUUGUUUUAGUUUCCGGAUUUUUUAACAGACCAACAUUUAUUAGUUACGCUUUAGUACCGAUGCUCCUGUGGCUUUCUCAUGAUCAGAAAGGCACAUUUCAAUUCAGUUUAAGACGAAUCGUGAAGAGUUUCUUUGGUCUUUUGUCUUCUGUAAUUGCAACCACCUGUCUUUUCGUACUGACAGAUGCAUUGUAUUUUGGUUCAUUGUUGUCUGAAAGGCUUUUGAAAGAUGGGAGUACCAUGUAUACACUAUUUGUUAACAUAAGCCAAUGUCUAGUUUUAACCCCUGUCAAUCUCAUUUUGUAUAACUUGGACCAAAAAAGCCUUAUUGCACAUGGUAGUCAUCCUUGGUUUACACAUCUGACUGUGAAUGGUUUUCUGUUGUUUGGUGGUCUUCACCUCUCUGCUGUUGUAACUGGUGUCAAAACGAUGGUCAGUAAAUUUGCCUGCAAAGCCAGCUGUCAUAUGUUCCAUGAAGACAGUUUGGAAAAGAAAUUGCCAGCACAACUUCCUGCUACUACUCAAAUUACUGAGUAUUUAUUGUUGGUUUAUUUUAUCCCUAUUAUCAUUCUAUCAGUGUUUAGUCAUCAGGAACCACGGUAUAUUAGCCCACUCAUUGUGCCACUAGUUAUUCUCAGUGCUCCAAAAUGUGAGAUGCUGAGGUGGAAAGUUGUAAUUGUCCUGUUUAAUGUCUUGGGGUCAGUGCUUUUUGGCUGUCUGCACCAGGGUGGAUUAAUUCCUUGUCUGUCCUAUUUAGAAACAACUCUUCACUCAAAGAAUCCUCUGGCUAACCAGUCUGAACAUAGUUUGGUAUUUUACCACACCUACAUGCCUCCUAGGUAUCUCCUGAAUGUAAAAUCAGACCAAGAUUUUACUCGAAUAAUUGAUCUGGGAGGGUCUGGCGUGUCUGUGCUCAAUAAUACAGUGAAUGGGCUACUUGACAAUUUCUCUUCUGAACGCAUUGGGACUAAUCAGGAAAUGAAUAUCUACAUUAUUGCCCCUGGCACUGUUCAAGGUGAUAUUAAUAACUGUGGUUUUCAGUGGAAAACUGUUGCAUCAUUCUUCCCUCAUUUAACUAUGGAAGAUCCUCCUGACAUUCCUUCUCUUCUUUCUGAAGAUGGAUUGAACCAACUGAGUCUUUAUAUUUUCAAAGUGCACAUAAGGCCAAAGAAAUCAGAAACUUAAUAGGAUUCAGUUUGAUUUUGGUGUCUUCCUGUUGUCUAUUUCUGUAGUAUGUCUGUGUGUAUGUUGGCCCAGGGUUUAACUGUUGAAGCAUCAAGGUCCUUUUCACUUCUAACAUUUUUUGCUGCAGCUGAAGCCUGAACACAAUGGAAUGAGGCAUAUUAAAUGUUUAUGGUUUUAGCAAAUAAUCAUGGGGUUUUAAUCAAAGAAAUGCACAGAAAUAAUGUACUUAAAUAUUUUGGUUUAAUAUCUCUAUCUACAGAACCAUUAUCAUGUCACUAAAUUCUUCAGAAAACAGGAGUAAAAUUACAAGUAUUAGAUGGUGACCCUGGAUAGUAUAUUGUAAUGGACUUAUGUCUAUAGUUUCCCUUCUGUGAGCUGCUAAUUUUGAUGGUGUUAGGCAGAUUCCCAUUGCUGACACCAAUCAUGUAUUAAUUUGUGACAUUGGUGAAAUAGAUUAAAGAAACUUUAUAUUUUGCUGUGUAAUGAUGUGGGGCAGAUGGUGGAGGAAUCCUAAAGAAAGAAAGGAAACUUGACAUUUAUGAGAACAAAUGUAUUGUAUUUGGAGAAAUAAAAUGUUACAUUACAAAG